AUGCUGUUUUGGAUACGUAUCGAUGGCAUUCCUCCCCACUACCAAAAGGAGGAGACUGUCAAAGGUAUCAGUGAAAAACUUGGAGAUUUGAUUGAAUGGGAGACCACCUCCGCCAGAGUUCGUGUAUCAGUGGAAUGUGAAAUCCCACUGCAAUUUGAAAGGCGUGUAAUUUUCUACACAGGGGACGAGGUGAUUGUUACAUUCAGAUAUGAAAAGCUUCAAAAAUUCUGCUUCAUAUGUCAGAGACUUUCUCACGACUGUUGUCAUUGCCCCGACUUGGAAGAAGAAAAGUGUGCGUUCAAGACAAAACACGGGAACAAGGACACGAACCAGAGGCAACAAGCUAUCUUGAGAGGAGAAGAAGGCCCAUACAUGAAACAUGGAAAACUGAUAUGGCUCAAGGAAAACAAAAGCCCUCUGUUUGUCGUGAACUCUUUGCUGAAAAGGAGGACCGACCACGUAGAAAUCAAGAAAAGACGCAAGGGUAAAUCUGCCUCAGACCCUGGAAAAGUUCGUUACCAGAGAUCCCCAUCACCGAGUCCGAUCAAGCGCUCCCAAAGGAACGAAGAUAAAGGUCGAGCUCUCCAGCCUCCCGUGAGCACAUGCAGCCAAGUGAUGGACUCAAACUCCUGUGAUCUAGAAGAGGUAAUCUCCCCCAUGAAAGAGAUGAUGGCAUUAAAAAUUCCAAUUAUUGCAGAAUCUCUUGAUGAACGUGGUGGAAGAAGAGGCAGAUCCAUUAAAAGCCGUCUUGGUCCACGCUCAAAUGUGACCCUCCAAGUCAAGAAGAAAAUCACAAGGAGUCCCACGAUGGGGCUGCUGUCCAAGAAAUGGAGCGCACCUUCUCUCGCAGAACCCUCUAAAAAAAUAGUGAAUGCAGAUUUGAUCAUCUCUCAGUGUAUUGAAAAUCCGUCGUCCUCGAAGCCGGACCCCUCUCAGGGGAAAAAUUUGGAGGAACCCAAAGAGCUGGUGGUUAAGGAGAAACCACCUGCUAAGCCAUAA
Molecule: messenger RNA, 999 nt
Organism: Eutrema salsugineum
Lineage: Eukaryota; Viridiplantae; Streptophyta; Magnoliopsida; Brassicales; Brassicaceae
Exons: 2
Coding region: 1-999 (332 amino acids)
Source: RefSeq, a predicted model, not a curated record